Calypte anna (Anna's hummingbird) is the source of this 1384-nucleotide messenger RNA. RefSeq names its product myocyte enhancer factor 2B (gene MEF2B). Bases 126 to 1310 code for a protein of 394 amino acids. The record is from RefSeq and is a predicted model, not a curated record. The transcript is spliced from 9 exons. Gene Ontology annotation, molecular function: RNA polymerase II cis-regulatory region sequence-specific DNA binding; protein dimerization activity; DNA-binding transcription factor activity, RNA polymerase II-specific. Gene Ontology annotation, biological process: positive regulation of transcription by RNA polymerase II. Lineage: Eukaryota; Metazoa; Chordata; Aves; Apodiformes; Trochilidae.
CAGGGAUCGGGACCGGCACCGGGGUUUGGACCGGCACCGGAACCGGGCACCCGCGGCCGAUUCGGCGGGAGCUGCCGAGGACGGAGAGCCGGUGUCCAGCCCCUCCUCGAGGGUAGGAGGUGAAAAUGGGCCGGAAAAAAAUCCAGAUCAGCCGGAUACUGGAUCAACGGAACCGGCAGGUGACCUUCACCAAGCGGAAAUUCGGGCUGAUGAAGAAGGCGUACGAGCUGAGUGUCCUCUGCGACUGUGAGAUCGCCCUCAUCAUCUUCAACAGCACCAACCGGCUCUUCCAGUACGCCAGCACCGACAUGGACCGGGUUCUGCUCAAGUACACCGAGUACAGCGAGCCCCACGAGAGCAGGACCAACUCUGACAUCCUCCAGACCCUCAAGCGCAAGGGGCUGGGGCUGGAGACCCCCGAGCUGGAGCUGGAGGACGGGACGGACCCCGGGGACAAGGGGCGGAGGCUGAGCGAGGGCUCGGACCUGGCGGGGCCCCGGCCCCGGUUCUACGCUCCUCCUCCCUCACCUCCCCUCCCCUCGUCCCCGCAGAACCCAGAGGCCACCGAAUGUCCCCUGGGCAGCCCCAGUGACUCCCCCCAAAGCCAAGGUCGCCCACCCACCUUCAAACCGGCAGCACCGAAGCCACCGGGACGCUCACCGGGACCUUUGCCCCCAGGUAUUGGCUACCCCCUCUUCCCUGCUGGCAACCUGACACGAGCCCUGGCCACCAAGACCCCCCCCACACUCUACCUGGGGGCUGAGGGACAGAGACCUGAAAGCCACAGUAGCCAAGCUGGUGGCCGGAGCAGUGGCAGCGUAGUGAGGCCGCUGUACCCCACUCUGCAGACCCUCAGCCCUGUGCUCACCCCGGGCAGCAGCCUCACCGGGUUCCCCUUCCUCACCCCCACCCAGGCAGAAUUUGGGGCUGGUGAGACCCCGGCCCCCUCGGGGUUCCUGCAGCCCGGCCCCCCCGCGUGGCAACACCCACGGGACGUGGCAGCACUGGGGGUCAACAGCCGGAUUGUCCCCCCCGAGGAGCCAACCCCGACCCCUGGCACGUCCCCCCAGCACCAGCCCAUCAGCAUCAAGUCAGAACGGGUCUCCCCAGGGCUGGGCACCCCCCAGCACCCUCCCACCCCCUUGGCCUCCCUAAGCGAAGUUUCUCGAGGCCCCGGAGACCUCCAGCAACGGGACGACUACGCCAAGGGGUACCCCUACCCCUCGGGGCCCCCCCGGCCCAUGGCAGAGGAGCAGAGGGUCCCUGCUCCCCCACGGCGAGCACAGCCUCUGGAUGUUUGGCAGAGAUAGCGGGGGAGGAAGGGGGGGGAACACGACUAGGGGAGCAUCCCCCCACUUCACCCCAUCCUCAGCCCCCCCCGGGA